This is a messenger RNA of Echinops telfairi (small Madagascar hedgehog), 563 nucleotides long. Its product is annotated as microtubule-associated proteins 1A/1B light chain 3B. Gene Ontology annotation, biological process: autophagosome assembly; macroautophagy; cellular response to nitrogen starvation. The record is from RefSeq and is a predicted model, not a curated record. Gene Ontology annotation, molecular function: ubiquitin protein ligase binding. Gene Ontology annotation, cellular component: autophagosome membrane; autophagosome; cytosol. Lineage: Eukaryota; Metazoa; Chordata; Mammalia; Afrosoricida; Tenrecidae. The coding region runs from base 1 to 435 and encodes 144 amino acids. The transcript has 2 exons.
AUGGCGCGUUCUCUGUCUACAUCUGUGAAAAAGCCAGCACAUAAACGGCUGCAGCUGCAGCCUCGCCGCCGCCGCCCCGCGCUAUGCCGCUCGUUCGAACAAAGAGUGGAAGAUGUCCGGCUUAUCCGAGAACAACAUCCUACUAAAAUCCCGGUGAUAAUAGAGAGAUACAAGGGCGAGAAACAGCUUCCUGUGCUGGAUAAAACCAAGUUCCUCGUCCCCGAUCACGUCAACAUGAGCGAGCUCAUCAAAAUCAUACGAAGGCGCCUGCAGCUGAACGCCAACCAGGCCUUCUUCCUGCUGGUCAGCGGCCACAGCAUGGUGAGCGUGUCCACGCCCAUUUCCGAGGUGUAUGAGAGCGAGCGGGAUGAGGACGGCUUCCUGUACAUGGUCUACGCCUCCCAGGAGACGUUUGGCAUGAAGCCGGCCGCCUAAGACCGGCCAAACCAUCUCCAGAAUUGUCACCCCUUACUAAGGGGCGGGGAAGAAAAGGGAUGUUAGCGCGGGGUCGAUGGAUCAGCUCCUCUAAGCACAGGCCCUCACCACUGCAGCGUCCGCCCACG